CUUUCUUUAGCUGUCUUGGCUAAAGGAGGCGGCGGUGGAGGUCGAGGAGGUGGAGGAGGAGGUGGAGGAGGCGGUGGUGGUGGAAGUGUUGGUGGAGGUGGAGCUAGAACAGGUGGAGGUACGGGUGGAACAGGCGGAUUUGGAGGAAGUGCUGGUAAUGUCGUCUAUUGAUACAUAUUGAAUAAAUAUUUAUAAAUAUGUCAUGAUAUAUAGGUACUCCAAAUAGUGUCUCUAACAGAGGAGGUUCAGGUUCCUUUAACUCUCCUCCUCCAUACAGUUAUACAGAUAAGCGAAGUAAGAUUGAAAAUUUGCCAUGGUAGUAUGAAGCGCAUUAUAACUUUACUUUUUUCUAGCAACCUAUACAAACUAUCCUCCAGCCUACACAAGCGGAUACUCACCAGUCUCCAGAUACGGUUAUUAUGGCUUCUACAAUCCAGGAUUACUUUAUUUUGCUAUAAUGCCACCUUUCCUUUUCAUGGGAUAUCAUGCGGCAUAUCACCGAUACAACCAACAAAACGGCUACUACUAUGCACCACAAUUGACAGAGCAAGGCAGUAACACACCUAACGUCGUUAUCAACGGAACAGCAUUCACCGGCAAAAACGACGAAAAUUAUCACAUCUCAUUCAACAUUAGUACCAACAAUCAAUUCCCCAUGGUUGACCAUGCCUUCUUUGCCACUUCAGACACCAGUGCUCCUACAGCUGAUUUCACCUAUCGAUUGCAGUUCUCUCAUGUUAUCGAAUUUGACGACCUUAACCAGAAUGGAUUCUAUGACAGCAAUGAGCCUAUUUUAUCCAGUAGUUCUCUUCAAAACCUGCAAUGGCAGUCAUUGAUGGUAUCCAACAUUACUGUACCCACUAACUCGAGUCAAUUCUAUUUGCAAACAACCACAUUAGCUAACGCCACCUAUAACAACAACAAUGGAACUCAAUUUUCUGUAAAGAUCACUUGGAGAGCAAGCAACCUGCAGCUGAACAAUACAGCACCCAUUGUGAUGCAACCCAAUUCGCUGGAAUAUGAUUUUGCCCUGAAUGGAUUCCCUGCCAAUCGCAGCAGCCCAACCGCACGUGUAGCCGUUGCACAGCUCCUGUCAACACACAUUGAUGUACCUGUUGUGUUUGAUGUCAACACAACUACGCCCGUCGAUGUCGCUCAACAGAUCAAAACAAACAUAACCUAUGGUAUAUCUAUCGGAAAUAACACCGAGGGUCGUCUUGAAUAUCAAAACACCGUUAAUUUAACAGAUGCCACAGGGCUCAUCAGCAGCCUCAAUGCUCAAAACUUGGCAGGCACUCCACAGUACCAAACGAACGAUUGGAUCUGGGGCCCCAAUUCGCCUGCUUCCAAUCGAACCAACAAGUUGGUUUUGGUCACUGUACCCACCGUCAAUAUGAGUUUCUCUGGCUUUGGUUUCUUGGAUACAGAUGUCAUGAACGCAUUAGCCAGUAGAGCUGAUGCUGUCAAGCCUGUGGUUAGUUUAGCAUUUGUGUCUGUCUUGGCCACCAUCUUGUUUAUAUACUAGAGUUUUUCUUUUCAUUUGUGUGUAUAUAAAAUAUAUAUAUAUGUUUACUGGUGA
Molecule: messenger RNA, 1579 nt
Organism: Rhizopus microsporus ATCC 52813
Lineage: Eukaryota; Fungi; Mucoromycota; Mucoromycetes; Mucorales; Rhizopodaceae
Exons: 1
Coding region: 458-1525 (355 amino acids)
Source: RefSeq, a predicted model, not a curated record